This is a messenger RNA of Copidosoma floridanum, 2895 nucleotides long. RefSeq names its product intraflagellar transport protein Oseg5 (gene Oseg5). Gene Ontology annotation, biological process: cilium assembly. NCBI's taxonomy places the organism in Eukaryota, Metazoa, Arthropoda, Insecta, Hymenoptera, Encyrtidae. Gene Ontology annotation, molecular function: protein binding. Gene Ontology annotation, cellular component: cilium; intraciliary transport particle B. The record is from RefSeq and is a predicted model, not a curated record.
AUGAGGUUCAAAAUAUCCCAAAAGGGCCCAAAUUGCCACAGAAAAAUGGUCACCUGCGUCACCUGGAGCGCAUCCGAUGAAAUUUUCUCCUGCGGCGACGACCACCAGCUGAUCUGCUGGAAGUUCGAGGGUGGAGUCGUGAGCGCCAAAGUGAUCGCCGAGUUCCCCGACGACUUUUACCCCACGGGCAUGCAGUGGCACCCCCGGCCGAGCCAACCGACCAGCUCGGGAGCCCUGAAAAAGCAAUCGAUGGACGUGCUGCUCAUCACCACGGACGACGGCAAGUUUCACCUGGUCAACCGUACCGGGAGGAUCGAGAAAACCGUGGCGGCCCACUCGGGUGCCACCCUAGCCGGCAAGUGGAGCUACGACGGGACUGCUCUGUACACAGCUGGCGAGGACGGCCAAGUGAAGGUGUGGUCGCGCAGCGGCAUGCUACGUUCCACCGUAAUCCGGGACACCGAGCCCGUCCACGCGUCAGCCUGGAGUCCCGACAACUCGGCCAUCCUGUACUCCCAGGGACCCUUUUUGCUCAUCCAAUCGCUCACCACCAGCUCAAAGCCCCACAAGUGGCACGCCCACGAGGGCCUGGUGCUCGUCGCCUGCUGGAACCAGUUCCACGGACUCAUCGUAUCCGGCGGCGAGGACUGCCGGCACAAGGUGUGGGACCCGAGUGGCAACCUCGUGUACGCGAGCGCGGUCGGCGAGCAGCCCGUCACCUCGGUCAGCUGGUGUUUCUCAGGCGGCUGCUUCGCCGUCGGUUCCUUCGACACCCUCAAACUCUGCGACAAGACCGGCUGGUCUCACUCCCUGGAGAAGGUCCGGUCGGGCAGCGUGUACGACAUUGGCUGGUCGAGCGAUGGUACCCAGGUGGCGCUCGCCUGCAGCAACGGGGCCGUCCUCGUUGCCCACACGAUCGAAAAGAAAGUCGAGUACAACCGGUACGAGGCGAGCCUGGUGAAGAGGAAGGCCGUGCGCGUUGUUGAGCUGGGCAGCGAGGUCAGCGAGGUCCUCGAGAUCGCCGACCGGGUGAUACAGCUCGAGUUUGGCUUCGAGCACCUGGUCGUGGUCACGCCGAGCCAGUGCCACGUGUACUCGGUGGCCAACUGGAACACCCCUGCCAUCUUCGAGCUGAAGAACGGCUCGGUCUCGGCGGUCCUCAUGGCCGAAAAGCACUUUCUGCUGGUCGAGUGGAGCUUGCUGUCGCUGUACAGCUACCAGGGUAGGUCCCUGGGCGUGCCAAAGUGGAAGGGUAUGACCUCCGAGCCUCUGUACCCGCCUUGCACGUCCCUCUGCUCGGACACCCUCGUCGUUCGCGACCAGAGCAACCGCAAACUUGUCCACGUCUUGGAAAUAUCUACGAAGAAGCCCAUCACCGAGGCUCAGUCGUACACCCACGUGCAAGACGUCACGGUGCUGGCUUUGAACUACAUUGGCGGCCCGAAUGACCGGCAGCUUGCUCUGAUCGACGCAAACAGGGACCUGUUUUUGGUGUCCAUCAGAUCGUCGGGAUUCGGACGCGUUUGCAAAAUAGCUGGCAUGGGCCACAACAUUGCCUGGGCCAUUGACGCCAACGUCCUGGCUGGUAUGCUGGACUCGACCCUGUCGGUUUGGCUAUGUCCGAAUUGCGUGCACUACAGCGACCGUAAGAUCAUUCGGAAAACUCGGAUCGACAAGGACAGCAGCGAGUACGGCAAGCAUCCGUCGAUCGUCAGAGUGGAGAGCGGCAGAGUGACGGUGAGACGAGGCGACGGGGCCCUUGUAGUCUCGUCGUUCUACACGUUCUUCAUCAACUUGCACAGGCACGUGCUGAACGGCAAGUGGGAAGAGGCCGUGUCGCUCUGUAGGGUUGUCCAGAACGAAACCUUGUGGACGUGCAUGGCGGUGAUGGCGAUCGACAGCAAACAGCUCGACAUCGCCGAGGAAGCUUGCGCGGCCAUCGGCAGGUACGACAAGGUGGACUACAUCAAACACAUAAAGAAGAUAACCGACGAAAUCGGCAAGCUCAGCGAGACGUACGCCCUAAUGGGCGACCUGCAGAGCGCCGAGGGCCUAUUGCUCCAGAACGGCCGCAUCCCCGAGGCCAUCGAAAUGAACGUGGCGACGUACCGCUGGAGCCGAGCGCUGGAGCUGGCGAUAAAGCACAAGAGGAUGCUCGAGGAGGUACUCGACGAGCGCAAGCGGUACCUCGGGGUUCUCGGGAAGCCGGAGACCAGCGCGGAUUUCCGGGCGGCGCUGCACGGCGGCAGCAAAGAGGCCAAAAAGGAGGCGCGAGAAAAAGAACGGGAGGCCAGAGAGAGGGAAAAGGAAGAGAAAAGAAUCGCGCUGGAGGAGCAGAAGAAAAAGGAGGAGGAAGAGAGGAGAGAACAGGCCGUGGAGAAGUUGGAAGAGGUGGCCGCGAAGGGGUUGGACGACGCGCAGGAAGUAGGAAGAAGCGAAGAAGUGGCGAGGGUGCUGGAGGGCAAAGGGGAGGAGGAGAGGGAAGUUGGCAGCGAGCCGAGGAAGCACGAGGGGAUCAGGCGAGAAAGAGGUAAGAGCGAGGAGAAGGAAGUCAGGGCCAAGGAGAGGAAGGUGCGAGAGAGGAAGGCUAGGGAUGGCGAGAAGGGUGAGGAUAGCCACCCGGUGAAAGUAGAAGAGAAGAAGGACGAAGAGCGUAAGAAGGCGAGGAGGAAGGUGGAGGUCAAGGAGGAAAGGGAGCGCAAGAGGGAGAGGCCGAGGGAGGAGAGGCUGAAGGAGAAAAAGGACGAGGCUGCCGCCAAGGAGCGGAGAAAAGAGCUGAGGGAGAAAAAGGAAAGGAGCGAGCGGCGAGCCGUGGAUGGACGGGCGAAGGAAAAAGUCAGAAGGCAGGCUUCGAACGACCGAACUACCAGUCGGAAGUCAACUACUCCUAAUUGA